UUCGACGUUCAUCCGCCGUUUUUCUUCUUGCUUGUCUAUUCUCAAUUCUUUUUUGGGUUUCGACAUAAAAAAAACAAAAAAAUAUAAUAUCUUUUAUAUAAACAUAAAUUUUAAAAAAAAUUUAAAAAAUAGAAAAAAUACAUAUAAUGUCUUCUACCUCACCUGUCGUCACUCCUGCUGAAGCUGCCCCCGUCCAACAGCUCUCAGCUGAACAACAACAACAAAUUGCUCAGGCUCAAGCCUCUGCUCCCCUUGGUAGUACUGCUGCUCCAUCUCCUUCAGCUUCUCUUUAUGUUGGUGAGCUUGAUCCCUCUGUCACUGAGGCCAUGCUCUUUGAAAUGUUCAACAUGAUCGGUCCUGUUGCCUCCAUCCGUGUUUGCCGUGAUGCUGUCACCCGUCGCAGUUUGGGUUAUGCUUAUGUCAACUUCCACAACAUUGUCGAUGGUGAACGUGCUUUGGAAAGCCUCAACUACACUUUGAUCAAGGGUAAGCCUUGCCGUAUUAUGUGGUCUCAACGUGAUCCUUCUCUCCGUAAGACCGGUUCCGGUAAUGUUUUCAUCAAGAACCUUGAUCCUUCCAUCGAUAACAAGGCUCUUCAUGAUACUUUCUCUGCUUUCGGUAACAUCUUGUCCUGUAAGAUUGCUUUGGACGACAACGGCAAUUCUAAGGGUUACGGUUUCGUUCACUACGAAACUGAAGAAGCUGCCGAAAACGCUAUCAAGCAUGUCAAUGGUAUGCUCUUGAAUGACAAGAAAGUUUAUGUUGGUCACCACAUUCCCAAGAAGGAACGUCAAGCCAAGAUUGAACAAUACAGAGCCAAGUUCACCAAUGUUUAUGUUAAGAAUUUGGAUGAAUCUGUUGAUGAUGAAAAGUUGAAGGAAAUGUUCAGUAAAUACGGCCCCAUUACCUCUGCCGUCAUUCAAAAGGACGAAGAAGGCAAGUCCAAGGGCUUUGGUUUUGUCAAUUUCGAAAACCACGAAGAAGCUCAAAAGGCUGUCGAUGAGUUGAAUGAAACUGAACAAAACGGUAAGACUCUCUAUGUUGCUCGUGCUCAAAAGAAGUCCGAACGUGAAGAAGAACUUCGUAAGCAAUACGAACAAGCUAAGCUUGAAAAGCUUGCCAAGUAUCAAGGUGUCAACUUGUACAUCAAGAACUUGGAUGAUGAUAUUGAUGAUGAAAAGCUUCGUCAAGAAUUCUCCGUUUACGGUGUCAUCACUUCUGCCAAGGUGAUGUGUGACGAUAAGGGUCAUUCCAAGGGCUUCGGUUUCGUCUGCUUCUCUUCUCCUGAUGAAGCUACCAAGGCUGUGACUGAAAUGAACGGUCGUAUGAUCGGUUCUAAGCCUAUCUACGUCGCUCUUGCCCAACGUAAGGAAGUGAGACGCUCUCAAUUGGAAGCUCAAAUGGCUCAACUCAACCAAAUGCGUAUGCAACAAGGUAUGCCCAUGUCGGGUGCUCCUGGCUACAUGCCCAGUGCUCCUAUGUUCUACGCUCCUCCUGGUGGUUUCAUGCCCCAAGGUCAACGUCCUGUUUUCCCUCCCAACGGCAUGAUGCCUCGUCCUCGUUGGGCUCCUCAACAAGGUCAGCCCAUGCCUGGAUUCCCUCCUCAAGGUUUCCCUCCUAACGGCAACAUGCGUCCUCCUCGUCAACCUCGUGCUCCUCGCGGCGGUGCUGCUGGCCAGCGCAAGUACGCUAACCAAGCUCGUCAACAACAACCUCAAGCCGCUCAAGGCCAAGGUCAAGAAGCUGCUGCCGCUGCUCCUGCUGUCGAGGGUAACGCUCCCUUGACUGCUGCUGCUUUAGCCGCUGCUCCUCCUGAGGCCCAAAAGCAAAUGCUCGGUGAACGUCUCUACCCCUUGAUCACCGCUCAACAACCCGAAUAUGCUGGUAAGAUCACCGGUAUGCUCUUGGAAAUGGACAACAGCGAAUUGUUGAACCUUCUUGAAGAUAACAAGGCUUUAGACAGCAAGAUCAAUGAAGCUAUGGAAGUUCUUAAGGCUCAUUUGUCGGAAGCUAAGGAAGAAGGAGCUGAAGAAGAAGCUACUGCUUAAAUUGAUCCAUAAUAUCUGUUUCAUCUUUUUCCGCUUUUUUCUUUCUUAACUUUCAGAAAAAAAGAAAAGAACACCUUUUUUUUUUUUUGUCAUAAUUAGCAAACUUUUUCACUUAAUAAAAUAUUUCGUCGAAACCUUGAAAAAGUAAAAAAAAAAAAAAAAAAAAAAA
Mycotypha africana is the source of this 2217-nucleotide messenger RNA. RefSeq lists its product as uncharacterized. The transcript has 3 exons. The record is from RefSeq and is a predicted model, not a curated record. Bases 147 to 2048 code for a protein of 633 amino acids. Lineage: Eukaryota; Fungi; Mucoromycota; Mucoromycetes; Mucorales; Mycotyphaceae. Gene Ontology annotation, cellular component: ribonucleoprotein complex. Gene Ontology annotation, molecular function: RNA binding.